Molecule: messenger RNA, 3681 nt
Organism: Amoebophrya sp. A25
Lineage: Eukaryota; Dinophyceae; Syndiniales; Amoebophryaceae
Source: the annotation of a GenBank genome assembly
AAGAUUUAGAAACAUAAUGAAACGUCGGUUCAGAGAAAUCUAGUUCAAGGAACUGUAGUAAAAUUUGUUGAAGAUCAACAUGGAAGAUAACACCUAGUGAAGAUACUGUAACGGAGCGGCGGUCGGCACGCUGCCGCAGCAUCCCAAGGAUGCUUUUUCCAACGAAGACAUGGAGACGGAGCAUCAUAGGAGUGGUAUACCUCCUAACAACUGCUGCACUUACAGAAGCAGUGACAACAUCGAGGCAUGGAGGUCAUAGGAUAAAGCUGCUCAAGAAAGGUAAAAGAGGUCGUGGUAGAGGCGUCGCAAGGGAAAAAUCGUCUAGAAGAACCACACAAGUGACCGGAGAUGAUACGGGGACUACCGCAAGCAACACGACAGGAUCCUCGCGAUGUACUACGCUUCAAAAUUACAAUACGUAGCGCACUCCAAGAACUCAUAGUUCACGUUUUGAGCAUCCAACUAUAAAAAUCUAUGUCAAAUUUAUUUCAACACCAGGAUUUAGUACAUGAGUCGGUUAAUUCAACCUCAACCGCAGCCUUGUUCGAGCAGCUGCAGAUGAUUUUAGGCCAGGCAGCAGGUGAGGAGGCUAUUUGUGAACAGAUCAAGACUGAAUACGACAAGGAAAUAGCGCAACUACAGGACCAAGUCUACCAAGCAGAGACCAUAGUUCAGGAGUCCAAGAAAGCCGUCGCAGCGGCUGAAACAGCUGUCAUAUCAGUGCAGGAAGCUGAGAAGUUAUGAUGAUUGAAUUAGAAUGUCGGCGUUACUCAUGCCAUAGCGCUAUCGGUUCUUUGCCGCGUAUCUACUCGGGUCGCAACGGAAUCAGGCAGCUUUCUUGAGUUGUCACGUGGUUCGCAAAUGAAUGAAUGAAUUAGAAUUGAUUUGAAUUUAAUCUUUUUUUCUGAUUGAAGAAAGAAGUCUCCGGUUGGACGAUUAUUUUUUGCUAGUCGGUCGGUCCUAUGAGCCUGUCCUCCACCUCUGAUCUAACUGCCGAAGCCUGUGCUACGCACUGGGCCGCUUUUGAGCAGGAGUCUGAGGCAAACCAAACCAGGUUAGAGGAGGAAAAAACACUGGAGCUAGCCGAAUGUGAGAGGAUACAACAAGAGUCGGAUAAAAUCAAAAUGGAGAAACAAGAAGUCAUCGACAUCGCGCAGGACGUGUUGGAUAGGAGGAAGGUAUUCUAAGGAGAGGAAGGAUUUUGACUUUCUGGAUAGGAGAAAUUUCCCGGAAUGAAUUUAUAGGCUCCGUUUUGUUUCUUUGGCUACAGGACGAACUCGUCUACUCCCUCAAUGUCACAGAGACGAUAAGGUACUGACGAGGGAAGAGACCACAAGUGAACCGCACCCUGCACAACACAAACCUCCAACUACACAAACCUCCAGGUAGCCUUAGAAAUUUACCACGAAGUGAAUGGCGUGUCCGGCAACAAUGUCACUGCACGAUUGCGGAAGGCGAUGAACGACACUCGCGAAACAGUUCAUGAGCAAGCCAACGAGUUUCGGAAAUUGCUGAACAGCACCAAGCCUGCUUUGUCGAAGAUGGCGGAAAUGAUAGAGAGCUUGAAAGAUACUCUGAGCUUAUGCCAUGUUGCUUUGUGAAUCAUGUAGUUGUUGCUUUGUAGUUCCACCUCUAGUUCUUGUACUUAUAUGCCUAGUAGCUUUAUUUGUUUUUCCUUGGCCAGCACUGUAUGCCUAGCUUUUUUCCUUCGCCACCGUUUCGUCUGCAUCAUCUCUGAGCUUCCUUGAUAUAGUGUUUCUCCCUGAAUAGAUUUUUCCACCAAUUAGAUCCUCACGAGUCCUCUAAUCCUCUUCAUCUUACUAGCUGCACCUCUAAUUUUUACAAAUUUCGAGUUCGACCCACAUCAUCAUCUUCUCCCAUCUUCUAACCCUCGUCGAUCUCAUGGACCAGCUCCGAGCUGGCCUAAAUCGAAUCCGUGAAGAGCAGUUUUAUAUUAGAGCCAACUGGACAGAUCUAGAGGACCAGGCGAUCUAUACAGCCUUGUCUAUGAGUUCAAAUGAAGGCCCGAUGGGUGAAGCGGUCGAGGAAACGGAGAAUCUUAUGGUGGGAUGAUCAUGGUGUAUGUGAAUGUCUUUGACUACUUAAAAGACUACUUUGAUUUGAUAUUUUGGCGAAGAAGAUUUGUAAGCGUAGACUUGCGGUCAGCUUUUAUCCAUCUUUCUCGGCAUCUUGAUCCCCUUUCUUCCUGUAAAUUCUCAUGAAAUACAAGGGCAAAGGGUUCAAGAUGAGGGGGCCGAGAUGGAUAAAGCCUGACGCUAGUAGACAUAGUACCGACAGACUUUUAUAGACUACUAGCGACAGACUUUUAUAGACUUUUAUAGACUACUAGUUACAACGCUGCUCGGUUCCCUUACAGGAACGUCCCUCAUCUCUCUUUCAUAUCAUUCCUGGUGGACAUGUACACCGUCAUGGACAAGGUGCAAUCGAAGGCGUUGGCUGUCCCACCACUGUGGUAUGACGUGGAGAGGUAUAAAACGGUAAAAGCGCACAUGUUUACAGACACGGAGCCUGUAUGGUGGAGGUCGUGGUCGUGAAGUGAUUAUUCAUAUUAUUUAUAUAUAACAUGUCCUCCCAGAAGCAGAUCAGGACGGAAUAAGUGACUUUCCGCAAAAGAUACAAGACAGUUUUCUAACUCUUAGGGAGAAUAAGUUUCUUGAAUUCUAAGGCCAAUGCGAUUAUUUAUAUAUAAGUAGUUGUAUUACGACUCAACUUUCAAUGGUCACCAUUUAGCUUGGAGUCACUGAGAUCGAAGAGGCGACCCCUUGAGAGAACAGGGGAAAACGAAGGGAAAGGGGAGAGCUUUGGAAUUCCGUUUAGAGUCAGUGACCAUUGAGUGCUGAGCUUUAGUUGUAGUUCGGUAAAUAAAAUGCGAAGACAGAGGUCUACGUUUAGAGGAAGAAGCUUGAAUCGUUUGAUAUUUCUUUUUCUUUGUCUCUUAGUACCUAACGGCUAACCCUGUCUAUUGAUCUCGACUUACCUUCCGAGUCAUCAUUUUUUUUCUUUCAUAACUUGCAAGUGCCGGUGAUGCGAGUGCGGGACUCACCGGCGAGACGACACCAGUGACAGUCAUACCACCACCUGGCUCAGUGGUGGGGCCAACUACUCUACCACCAGGUUCAGGCGGAGCUGAGACGACAGCACCUGCAGGCACAGGAGGAGAAGCAGCGACCACAGGAGCUGCACCUGGAGGGGGAGGUGGAGCAGCAACGACAGCUGCUUCGCCAGUAGCGACGACAGCCGCCGCAGCACCUUAGAGGAGUAGUACUGGCACAUACAACCCUUUACAUAGUUAUACCUGGUUUUGACACGACUGGAACUCACAAACCUAGGGAAUUCUCGACAAUGCAGGUUGAAGUAGCAUGAACGGAAAAACGAAGGCCAGAAACCUCAAAUUUUCUUUCAAAGUCUCAAAUGUCUGUCUUGUUAUUUUUACUCACAAAUGAAAAGGCACUACAUGCGACGAUGCUCCGUGUGGCAUGAAUAGGAAAAACGACAUUUUGACCUUGACAAACUCACGCAGGUCGUUGGAAAGUCAUCGAGUAUACACCCAAGUAAAUGGUGAACUUGUAUGCACCCAAGUAAAUGAACCACCAUAUGAUUUUUAGGAUGUACAAUUUGGAUACUAUCAGAGUUUGGGAGAAAAAACUCCUCUGACUCCAG